This is a messenger RNA of Mytilus californianus (California mussel), 826 nucleotides long. Its product is annotated as elongation of very long chain fatty acids protein 4-like. NCBI's taxonomy places the organism in Eukaryota, Metazoa, Mollusca, Bivalvia, Mytilida, Mytilidae. Gene Ontology annotation, molecular function: fatty acid elongase activity. The coding region runs from base 18 to 725 and encodes 235 amino acids. Gene Ontology annotation, biological process: fatty acid elongation, monounsaturated fatty acid; fatty acid elongation, saturated fatty acid; very long-chain fatty acid biosynthetic process. The transcript is spliced from 8 exons. Gene Ontology annotation, cellular component: endoplasmic reticulum membrane. The record is from RefSeq and is a predicted model, not a curated record.
UCUAUAAUGUAAUUACAAUGUGGUUUAUUGUUAUUCGAACAGAACUUGUCAAUAGGGCAAAAUAUUUAAACCAAGAAACAGUGGAAGUAAGUUACAAAGAAUUUUGGUCUCACAACGAGUUUGAUAAGAUGGCAUUUUUUGACGAUAUCAGGAAGAUUUACAUUAAUGGAUUAAAGAGAGCAGAUCCAAGAGUGGAGAAAUGGCCCCUUAUGCAAUCACCUGUGCCAAUAAUUAUUGUAUUCUGUGUGUAUGUUUCUAUGGUGCUUUUAUGUCCAAAAUUUGUGAAGAAAUUACCUCCAAUGAAUUUAAAAUUAAUUCUUGUGCCUUAUAACUUCGUUUUGGUAGCACUGUCGGUCUAUAUGUUUGUAGAGUUUAUUACUGUAUCCCUGUUGUCCAACUAUAGUUAUCAAUGCCAACCAGUAGAUUAUUCAGAGGACUAUUUAGCAGUCAGGAUGGCGAAAGUUUUAUGGUGGUUCUUUUUUUCUAAAGUUAUAGAGCUUAUUGAUACAUUAUUUCUGAUACUGAGAAAGAACCAGGUAUCAUUUUUGCAUGCCUAUCAUCACUGUACCAUGAUCCUUACAUACUGGAUGGGAGUCAAAUAUGUGGCUGGAGGACAAGGAAACUUCGAUUCAGUAAGUUCAUUGCUAGCAGCAGAUUCCAAUCAAAGAAAUCAUUUGAGGAAUCAACACUAUGAACAGAGGGAGCAUUCUUCGUUCCAAUGUUAAACACCUUUGUGCAUAUCAUUAUGUAUACAUACUAUGGUCUUGCCGUUUUGGGGCCUCAUAUGCAAAAAUACCUCUGGUGGAAAAAAUAUUUGACUAAAUUA